Osmerus eperlanus (European smelt) is the source of this 1261-nucleotide messenger RNA. RefSeq names its product IGF-like family receptor 1 (gene igflr1). Gene Ontology annotation, molecular function: protein binding. The coding region runs from base 49 to 1023 and encodes 324 amino acids. NCBI's taxonomy places the organism in Eukaryota, Metazoa, Chordata, Actinopteri, Osmeriformes, Osmeridae. The record is from RefSeq and is a predicted model, not a curated record. The transcript has 7 exons. Gene Ontology annotation, cellular component: plasma membrane.
ACUUUUCUAAUUGUUCUUUAGUCAAGACUAAAGGCUACAUCAUUCACGAUGUACUCGAGGAGGUGCACAUCCGACCGAAAUUCUUAUUGGGAUAAUGGACAUAAUGGACAGUGUAUACAAUGCAAAUUAAAGUUUCCAAUAAAAGCAGGGUAUGAGUUUUCUCCCAACUGCGGCUAUGAUGAUGAGGGUGGCAGGCAUGAAAUAGCCCACCGUCCGUGUAACCCCAAAACAUUCAACAACGGGAGUUUCGUUGAAUGCCAGUCAUGCACCAUUUGUUCUGGGAAGACUAUCCACGAAUGCAACACUACAGUGGACGCGCAAUGCUGUGAAGGGAAGGAGGAUGGACGCGGUCUCGGAUUUACAACAAAAAGGACAACCUUGGCUUCAACCUUGGCUUCAACCUUGGGUUCAACCUUGGGUUCAACGACAAAACUCCCACGAUCCACCAGUAUUGGUAUUGAUGUACUUAAAUCUGAACAUUUUCUUGGUUGGAUUACAUGUACAACUGUCUUUGUAAUUAUUCUCCUAUUAUUAGUCGUCUUCUGGAAGAGAAAGCAAAAAUACAUAUACCCAUGUUGCAAAGAUAGUGAAGAGCAGCCAAACUGUACUCCAAUCACUAUUGAGGAGGUCCCCUUAUACAAUGGCCACUAUACAAACCACCAUGCAACCCAAUCACAGGUGGAAAAACAAGAUCCGUUGAGUCUGGAGAUCCAGUCUGCACCGUUACAGAUAGUCCUGGAGAACCUGGAUGUUCUGGAGGAGCUGGUGAUCCUGCUGGACCCAGAGAGGGCAGGGGUGAAGAACACCACCCACCUGGCCUCCAGGUGCUCCUUCCCAUCCACCUGGAUCACCUACACCUACUCCCUGAGGGCGACCCGGAGCCCCCUGAAAGCAGUGCUGGAGGGGGUCACCACCAGAAAUCCUGACUGGACCGUAGGACACCUGGCCCGGCUGCUGAAGGAGAUGGACCGCAAUGACGCAGUGGCAGUGCUCACCAAACUCUCCCUGGCUCAGGAAAUGUAGGAUUCAUUUAGCCAACACUUUUAUCCUAAGCUUUCAAAUAAUUUCCCUGCCGGUACAGCAUGUUUUUUUAUGAAAAAUGUGUUGACUCAUCCUACAGAUCCUUCCUGCCACAGUAUAACUUCAUUGAAUAAUUUUAUAUGAAACGUGUGUAACUUUAAAAAAUCUGCUGUUACUUUUUUUAUUACUUCAACGUGUAUUAUAUUGUAUACUUAAAUGUAAAAUCUGUUUUAACACAACA